Molecule: messenger RNA, 1104 nt
Organism: Hyaloperonospora brassicae
Lineage: Eukaryota; Oomycota; Peronosporomycetes; Peronosporales; Peronosporaceae
Source: the annotation of a GenBank genome assembly
AUGGAAAAGUAUAGCAGGUGGGCGGAUCUGACGACGGGGAUCAACCCGUUCGUGCCCCAGCGUCGACGCUUCACGUCUGGAUGGCCCGUGACCAUCCUCCACGUGGCAUGUGGCUCUCUCUUGGCCCUUGUGCGGUUCCCGUUGGUCCUCGUUGUCGCUGUGGCGCUCGUUUUAGUCAACGUCGUGGUAUCCAUUUUGGCCGUGAUUCCGUUCGUCGGGCGAUUACUGAAGCGUCUCGUCGAGUACCUGCUGUGCUCUCUGCUGCUGCUCCUCUUUGGUGUCUUCACUUCGGAAGGAGCUGCCAACACGCGUCGAUUGGGGCUGGCUACAGCCAAAGCAAAGAGCGUUAAGGGUUCAUCCCAAGUCGGAGGGGGUGAUGUGGUCGUUUGCAACUCUACGAGCUUCCUCGAGGUGCUGUACCUGGCCAAACGCUUUUCUCCCGUCUUUGUCUACGGUACAGACGAAAAGAGUGCCUCAGGACAUCUCGUACAUGUCUGCGGACUGCUAGAGGCGCUUUUCCGGUCCUUGACUAUGCCUGUGACAGCUGAACGUGUCAAGCCCACGAGAAAGAUGGCAGAUGUGAUACGUCGUGCCUCUGGACCGGUCGUGCUGCUACCGGAAGGAGCUCGUAGCAACGGCAAAGCGGUGCUACGAUUCACUUCGUUGCUGCAGAACCUGCCAACUCAAACUCGUGUGCAUCUGAUGUCAUUCCGUUACGAGUUCAAGCGCUUCAGUCCGAGUCACACUGCUGGAGGUGCGUGGUCUCACCUCUUUUGGACCGCUUUUCACUUGUACCACACGAUGAGCGUGACACUACUGCAUGCACAAGAUCUGAAGUUGAACGACCUGACUUCGACCAAGCUGCCAAGUAGCAAGAAUAAAAAGAAGCAAGAAGAGUCCGAGACGCUGUCUUCGGACCAGGUGGAGAAACUGCGCUCGCUUCUGGCCGCUAUGCUGCGUACCAAGACGGUUGAUUUAGGUCUGGACGAUUUCGUGUCGUUCAACAACUACUGGGAUCAUGUAAAUGGUGGAGGACGGCAGCCAGCAUCGCAAUUUACGGACCGCAAGGCUCCUCACGAGCAUGCUCAGUGGGCCAAGAAAUAG